This is a messenger RNA of Astyanax mexicanus (Mexican tetra), 2049 nucleotides long. RefSeq names its product nucleosome assembly protein 1-like 4b (gene nap1l4b). Gene Ontology annotation, molecular function: histone binding; chromatin binding. The coding region runs from base 126 to 1208 and encodes 360 amino acids. The record is from RefSeq and is a predicted model, not a curated record. Lineage: Eukaryota; Metazoa; Chordata; Actinopteri; Characiformes; Acestrorhamphidae. Gene Ontology annotation, biological process: nucleosome assembly. Gene Ontology annotation, cellular component: nucleus; chromatin. The transcript has 15 exons.
GACGCCGGAAACCAAUGGGGUCUAUCUACUCUAGCGCUGCUUCAGAGUAAGUAGCGCACUUCACUGAUACUGCCCAUGUGAGAGAAAACAGCUCUGGAGGAGACCCUUUGAGCUGUGCUUACGAGAUGGAGGGUGACAAGAACGAAGCCAAAGGUAAGGUGGGUGACCAAGUGAUGCAGAACCCACAGGCCCUGGCAGCUCUUCAGGAAAGAUUAGACAGCGUCACACACUCUCCUUCUGUUAUGGACAGCUUACCCGCAUCCGUCAGGAGAAGAGUCAAUGCCUUAAAGAAUCUACAGGUCAAGAGUGCACACAUAGAAGCCAAAUUUUAUGAGGAGGUGCACGAACUGGAGAGAAAGUACGCUGCUCUCUAUCAACCACUGUUUGACAAGAGGAAAGACAUAGUAACAGGCACAGUGGAACCUACAGAUGAGGAGUGUGAAUGGCAGAGUGACCAUGAGGACGAAGAGCUGGCAGACGAGCUACAGAAGAAAGCCUCUAUAGAGGAGCCGAAAGAGGAGGCCGCUGCCGAGGAGAACCCCAAAGGAAUUCCGGAAUUCUGGCUCACCAUAUUUCGCAGUGUGGACAUGCUCAGUGACAUGCUUCAGGAACACGAUGAGCCAAUACUUAAACAUCUACAGGACAUUAAAGUGCUAUUUUCUGGUCCUGGUGAACCUAUGAGUUUCAAAUUAGAAUUUCACUUUGAACCUAACAACUACUUCAAAAACACCGUCCUCACAAAAGUGUACAAGAUGAAGUCCGAACCAGAUUCUGAAGAUCCUUUCUCAUUUGAAGGACCGGAGAUCAUUGACUGUGAGGGGUGUGAGAUUGACUGGCACAAAGGUAAAGAUGUCACAGUCAAAACAAUCAAGAAGAAACAGAAGCACAAGGGCAGAGGCGUCGUGAGGACGGUCACUAAGCAAGUGCCCACCGACUCCUUUUUCAACUUCUUCACUCCCAUUAAAGUUUCCCCAGAUAGUGAAUUGGAUGAAGAUUCUGAGUUCACUCUAGCCACAGAUUUUGAAAUCGGCCAUUUCUUCAGAGAGAGAAUAGUACCAAGAGCUGUGCUGUACUUCACUGGGGAGGCACUAGAGGAUGAUGAGAGUUUUGAGGAAGAAGAACUUGACGAGGGUGAAGAGGAGGACCAAGAUGAUGAAAUGGAUGAAGAGGAGGAGGAGGGAGAUUCCAAGGUAGAUUCUAAGGCAUAAGUCAUUUCUCACCUCAUGCAUUUCUAGAGUGGGGAGGCCCAACCUGCAGAGUGCAAACAGCAGUAAGAGAUCGCUCUACUGCCCCCUACAGCCACUCCAACUGGAACUUGCUCGGCGUCGCCUGAUCUUUACAGAGCACAGCCGUCCUCACCAACCAACCGUGUAAAAAUAACAGGAUAACACAUUGCAUGAUUUGUUUAAAACUUUGUCCCACCCAUUUUCAUCCACCUCCAAUGACUGAAAUGUAUGUAUAAACAGAGGAGGGGGUGUUUUGAACUCUGGGCAGGACAAAACUACAAAAUUACAUUAACAGCCGUGGGUUAAACUGAACUUUGAGGAAACUGCCGAUUGUGAAAACUUUCCAUUUCUUUUUCUUUUUUUUCUUUUUUUUUAAAGAAAAAUUUGACAACACAUUCCAGAGGCCCUUUUUAUUGGAAUGAAAACUCGAUCCCAAAGUCGAUUUAGCUAAUUUAACUUUUUUGACUUGAUCUCAUAGUUUACUCAGGGUUUUUUAUGCCAAGAAAACAUGAGCACUCUUAGUUGUCAAGAUAUUGAAAAGAUGUUAAACCCACGUUAAAGUUGUUUUUCCAUUCAAACACUUUUUAAAUCCACUUCUGCUCAAUCUGAAGUUAUUUAUAUGAUUUAUUUAGCUUUUUUUUAAUGGUUUUCAGCUAUACAGAUGGUUCUUGCGGCCCUGGUGGACCUUUGCAAGAGUGCGAGAGUUGUCUCUCUGCUGUAUGUACUGUGCCCUGUGGAGUUUGCCCUGUCCCCCCAGCAUUUAAUGCUGUUGCUUUACUGCCCCAAAUGCUUACUUAAAAAUUAAACAUGAAUAUUGCCAAAA